GCUGAGUGCUGAUUGGCUGAGGCUGGUGAGCAGGAGACAUAAAAGGCGGCACUAAGACAUCUGGGAAGCUUGAUGCUGUCACUGACCUAGCAAACCUGUGUGCUCCUGAGACCUGUCAAUACCAUGAGUGGGUGCCCAUUUUUAGGGAACAGCGUGCGACAUACUUUGGAAAAAUUGUCUCUAGAAGGCAAUGAAGAAGACAAAGCUCAGACUGGAGUAAACAGAGCCAGCAAAGGAGGCCUUAUCUAUGGGAACUACCUUCAGUUGGACAAAAUUCUGAAUGCACAAGAACUUCAAAGUGAAAUAAAAGGAAAUAAAAUCCACGAUGAGCACCUCUUUAUUAUAACUCAUCAAGCAUAUGAACUUUGGUUUAAACAAAUCCUCUGGGAACUCGAUUCUGUUCGCGAAAUUUUUCAAAAUGGCCAUGUCCGGGACGAGAGGAACAUGCUCAAGGUGAUGACCCGGAUGCACCGCGUGGUGGUCAUCCUCAAGCUCCUGGAGCAGCAAUUCUCCGUGCUGGAAACCAUGACCGCCCUGGACUUCAAUGACUUCAGAGAGUACCUGUCUCCAGCAUCGGGCUUCCAGAGUCUACAGUUCCGGCUGCUGGAAAAUAAGAUAGGUGUCCUUCAGAGCCUGAGAGUCCCCUACAACAGGAGACACUAUCGCGAGAACUUCAGGGGCGAGUACAAUGAGCUGCUGCUGAAAUCCGAGCAGGAGCAGACGCUGCUGCAGCUCGUGGAGGCUUGGCUGGAAAGAACACCUGGCUUAGAGACACAUGGAUUUAAUUUCUGGGGAAAGUUUGAGAAGAAUGUCUUGAAAGGCUUGGAAGAAGAAUUCCUAAGAAUUCAGGCUAAAGAAGAGUGUGAGGAAAAGGAGGAAGAGAUGGCGGAGUUCCGGAAGCAGAAGGAGGUGCUGCUGUGCCUGUUUGAUGAGAAGCGCCAUGAGCAUCUCCUGAGUAAGGGUGAACGGCGACUGUCGUACCGCGCGCUCCAGGGAGCCCUGAUGAUCUAUUUUUACAGGGAGGAGCCUCGGUUCCAGGUCCCAUUCCAGGUGCUGACCUCGCUUAUGGACAUGGACACACUAAUGACCAAAUGGAGAUAUAACCAUGUGUGCAUGGUACACAGGAUGCUGGGCACCAAGGCUGGUACUGGGGGAUCGUCUGGCUACCAUUACCUGCGCUCAACUGUGAGUGACAGGUACAAAGUGUUUGUGGAUUUAUUUAAUCUCUCAACAUACCUGGUUCCCCGACACUGGAUACCAAAGAUGAAUCCAAUCAUUCACAAGUUUGUUUACACAGCUGAGUACAGUGACAGCUCUUACUUCAGCAGCGAGGAGUCGGAUUAAAUUCCUCUGAACAUCUGUGAAAACUACAGGAUUCUCAGUCUGCCUUUCACUCUAUAACUUUUUAUUACUGCAUGACUGGUGUGAUAUAUUUAUAUAUAUGUAUUUGGUGUUUUGGUCCAAUCCUGGAAACAGUUUUAUAAUCUUGUAUAUUGUGAUGAUGUAAGAUUAGGCAGAUUAAGCACUGUGGUGGGAAAUAAUUCAGUAGCAAUGUGAGCAUCCUCACACAUGUGAUGCAUUCCUGUUAAAACUCAAUUUACCCUGAAACAUCAAUAGAAUCACUUUGCAUAGUUUUUACCUCAUUGUUUCUUGCUUUAUAAAGAUUGUUGAGUAGUUGCUUUAUAUUAGAGAUGCAAUAAAUACUGUCAUUCCGCACAAAAUUUAUUCAAAUACAUCUUUAAGUAAUACUUUUAGUUUUUGGCUGUGCAUUGAUUAUAAAAUCUUGAGCAGUGGCAGAAGCUGGGCCUGAGGGUUAUUAUAAGAUUGAUAUUUCACCAGCUCCUAGAACUCAAAGGCACUUAAAAAAUAUAUGUCAGGAACCCAGUUCUGCUUCCAGAAUGUUACUCAUGAAACAUUUUGAAGAUGCUCUUCUGUAUUCUGUAUCAAUGUCAGCUGUCAGAGACCCUGAGAUUAACAAAGAUGAUCUUUUUCUUGCUCCAGUACCGAAACUGGGUCAUGGUCAGUGCCAACACAUGGAACUGCUGUGGAAAUAAGAAGCAGUUCCAUAGAGAGAAAAGCUCUUUCCAACCCACUAAAUAGGUCAGCUGACUAAACAGCAAUCAUCUCCAUUCCUAAUAAAAGUAUGAUGCUUAGAGUUUA
Meriones unguiculatus (Mongolian gerbil) is the source of this 2160-nucleotide messenger RNA. RefSeq names its product tryptophan 2,3-dioxygenase (gene Tdo2). The coding region runs from base 124 to 1344 and encodes 406 amino acids. The record is from RefSeq and is a predicted model, not a curated record. The transcript is spliced from 12 exons. NCBI's taxonomy places the organism in Eukaryota, Metazoa, Chordata, Mammalia, Rodentia, Muridae. Gene Ontology annotation, molecular function: heme binding; L-tryptophan 2,3-dioxygenase activity; metal ion binding.